AUGGCCUAUGAAUUAUGGCCAAAACCUAUCGCUAAUGAGAUCCGAAGGUUACAAGGAAUGGAAGACUUAGCUUCAUGGGAACUAUUUCCGUCAUCCUUACAGGAGAUGGUAGCCUGGGCGGAUGUCUACAAAGAUGAAGAAAAGCGAGAUAAGUCAAGAAAUAAUAUCCUCAUCUACAAGAACAUCCCUGAAGAAGACAAGUCUUUGAUAUUUCCUGUUGCGAUUCGUAUGCAUGGCAUUCUCGAACAAUUUCGCAUUGAGCGUUUUGGAAACUGGACUGGCAAGUCUGAAGAUGUCCUACAAGCAGUACAGUACAUCAACCUUUCCUCCGGAGGCCACGAGGCACCUUGGAAUGCGACCAUCUCGUCACUCAAUCUUGCUUGCGACUAUGUAAGCAGGAAAUUGAGUAUACCAAUGCAAGAGAUGCCCAAAACUCGGCAAAUCUACUUGCAGCGGCGUGUAUUUUACAAGAGGGAAACCGCCAGGGAAUCAAAAGAAUCUCUUUUAACACAGGACGAGGAUCCUGAAGGUAAAUUUUACCACAUUCAAGAGUGGUGGAGUGUCGCACGUCCAUUACGAGUAGCGGAAUUGACCGCAGACGGCAAGAAAAUGGCCAUGAACUCGAUUAUGUUAACAGAAGGAGAUUUUGUGGAAGUGGGCGCUGAACUCGACUUUGUGGUCAACAAAAAUAGGAAUACUCAGAUAACGGUAAAGUGUUUUCUGACGUGCACAUAUAUUGUGCGCUUGAUGCCCGCAAUACAUGUCCAAAAUGCGCAGUUGGACAUCAAGAGGGCCACAUGGAAACGCGACUUAGGAGACACAGAGACGGACAUCAAUAGGGGGAUCAACUCUUCAUCAGUAACCACUUUAUCCACUAUGGUGAAAACUAAGAACGACGCUGUACCAGACAAACAAAAUACGACAGAGACACGGCCUAACAAGAAAGUAAGAAUAGAUGAUGCAGAAAUUUCAGGAGAAGAUGCAGAGAAUGUACAGACAGGAGAUGAUGCCACUGCAGGAACAAUGCGUACAUCUGAUCCCAAAUCAAAAUCAGUUGGUUCAAGCAAGGAACCGAUGACUGACCUAGGACAGACUGUGGCGGGACAUGAGACCGCCAACACUGAUGCAUUGCCUACAACAUCCAAGCAUGGAGGAGGAGCUUGCCAACCGACGCUGACCGUCAAAACAGUGAUUCCUCACCCUACCAAACAGUUAAUUGAGAAUAGCGAAGUAGAGGAAUAUGACGACACAUUGAAAUUACGGCUGCAGAAACUCUCUGAAUAUACAAACUCAAAUGCGAAUAUAUACGCUCUCGGCAAACUCCUCCCAACCGCAACCUGGGGACCGUACAGAGCAGUCAACAAUCGCAGUAAAGUAUUAUGUGAUCCUGCAACAGGAGAUCCUCUUACCAUCUGGGCAGUGGGAUGCAUCGCUAAGAUGUGGUUCAUGAGGCAAGGGAAGCCGGAAAGCCAAGCUUCUAUCACUAUUCUGCCCCUAUCACAGACUUUGGCGAAACAGAGCGGGCAAUUACUGACCAAAUUCUCCAACCCUGUCUUGAAUUUGAAUCAGCAGAAAAUUGACAUUAUCCGUGCUAUGAAAUGGCAGAACGCUAAAGGAGGAGACAGCAUGUCCGAACCUAUUCUUUUCGAUUCUGUGUAUGACGCCAGAGAGGAAGGCUCGUUAAAGACCUAUAGUGACAGACCUGUAUGGAGCCUCACCGAUUUGAAAGCAGGUGAUCUCAUUCUGUUAGAGAUGAAGAUGACUCAUUACUCCAGGAGGGGUGAGGAUAACAAAUGGCAGUCACGGGCACAGUAUGAGAUGAUCGCCAUCUCACUCUUACACAUGGCAGAGAUGCCAGACGACGAUGAAGAAAAGAUGCAUCACAUAGAUGGAUUGGCGAUCUGA
Suillus plorans is the source of this 1905-nucleotide messenger RNA. RefSeq lists its product as uncharacterized. Bases 1 to 1905 code for a protein of 634 amino acids. NCBI's taxonomy places the organism in Eukaryota, Fungi, Basidiomycota, Agaricomycetes, Boletales, Suillaceae. The transcript is spliced from 10 exons. The record is from RefSeq and is a predicted model, not a curated record.